This is a messenger RNA of Gopherus evgoodei (Goodes thornscrub tortoise), 5490 nucleotides long. RefSeq names its product transmembrane protein 200C (gene TMEM200C). The coding region runs from base 692 to 2284 and encodes 530 amino acids. The record is from RefSeq and is a predicted model, not a curated record. The transcript has 3 exons. Lineage: Eukaryota; Metazoa; Chordata; Testudines; Testudinidae.
GGUGGAUGGGGGGACGGUUCCUAAAGAGGCGAGUUAGGAGGGUAAUGAUUGCCAUCCUGCAGCAAUUUCCCUGUGUCAUGGCUCCUGUUUCCUAGCAACAGCACCGAGUCCGGCCAGCACAGCAGCAGCUGCUGCCUGAGCACCAUUCAAGAGCAGCAGAAGCAGAAAGCAGCAACUCCGCCAGGCUGGCAAAUCAACUAGCAACAACCGCCACCACAGACAGGAGGAGGAGGAGAAGGCGGCUGCAUCUGGCAGGGGGAAACAAUAAAACAAGCAGGGAAGGAUGAAGGAUGGAGAAGGCACAACACUUCUAGGAAACUCCUUGGAAUGGCUCUGUCCGGGGGCUCCGAGGAGCAUGAUAAGAUCCGGUCGAUCCCUCCCGCUUUCUCUGCUGGGAUUAUGAGCAAGGGCGAGAUUACGGAUCUGGAGGGGUUGUGUCUGCGCUGAGAUGUCCACUUGGGCUGGAAAGUUUCUCCAUGGUUUCUUGAUGGUGCCUGAGCUCCUCGCUGCCAGCUUUGAUUCCCCCCGCCCCAGUCUUCCUGGGCAGCUGUCCAGAUGAUGUACCCAUACCGUAAGCAGAAGAGGAUGGGUUUCUAGAUCACUGCAGCUAAAAUACGAAGGAAAUGAUCUGGAAGAAGCUUCCAAAAGGAGCUGGAGCCGCUCUAGGGAGCAGUGCCCUGGGUAGCCAGCCAUGAUCGCCACUGGAGGGCUCCUGAGGAUCUCGGCCAGGAAACAGGAUCCCCUGCGACCCCAAAGCCAGCCCCCCAAACGCAAACGCAAAGCCAAAAAGAAGCGCAAGAACGACGUGGUGGUAGUGAAGGGCAAGCUGAAGUUGUGUUCCGUCUCGGGGCUCAUCGCCCUCUGCGGCAUCCUGGUGCUGCUGGUGGGCAUCGCCUUGGCCGUGGUGGGCUAUUGGCCCAAACCCAGCCCCGUCUACCGGGAGGGCGGCUUCGGGGGGAGCAAACACCUGCCCGCGCAGGGCGGCGCCACCAAAAACCGCUCCAGCCGGGGCCAGCCGGGGGCGCAAGGCGGAUCCCACCCGGACAGCCCUAGAGCCAACUCCUCCUCCUCCAGCAGCAGCAGCCGGGGGCCCCCCCGCGCCGCGCCGGCCCCUUCCCCGGUGGGUUUCCUCUUCCAGCUCUUCUCCGGCUACCUGCACUCGGACAAGCUCAAGGUGCUGGGCCCCCUGAUCAUGGGCAUCGGUAUCUUCCUCUUCAUCUGCGCCAACGCGGUGCUGCACGAGAACCGCGACCGCAAGACCAAGAUCAUCAACCUGCGGGACCUCUACUCCACCGUCAUCGACGCGCACAGCCUGCGGGCCAAGGAGGGCGGGGGCCCGGCCGCCGCCCCGCUCAAUGGCUUCGUCAGUUACGUGCAGCAGGCCCGGGGGCUGGGCGGCGGUGGCGGGGGGGAAGCCUUGGGCGCCGCGGCCAGGCUGGCCCAGAGCACCUGGCCCCCGGCCCUGGGGGCCCCCGCGCCCCGCUGCUCCUCCUUCUCCGCCUCCCCGCCCAGCCUGGCCGAGGCUGUCUACAGCAUCUACCGGGAGCGAGCCGCCCUGGCCGGCCGCCCGCUGGGCGCCGCCACCCCUCCCUGCAGCCCCGCCAGCUCCCUGGUGGGCUCCUCGCUCAGCGCCUUCACGCUGCUGCCCCUGGGCCAGGCCGACGGGGCGGGCGGGGAGAGCUGCGGCUGGCGGCGGCCGGCGGGAGAGCUCGGGGCCAGGGCGAGCCCGCGGGGCGAGUUCGAGCUGAGCCGGAGCGAACGCGGCAGCCCCCUAGGGCCGGGGCAGGGGCGCAGGCACAAGCGGGUACUGCGGCGCCAGAGCACAAGCUGCCUGCCUGACGCCAGGCGGCCGCUCUCCCCUGGCCCCCCUCAGACUCGGGCUAGCAGCAGGGAGCUGGACUCCACCAGCCUUUUAGCCAAGGCUGCUUCUUCUCCCUACUCCAAAUCUCUGGAUCUGGGCGGCUCGCCUCCCUUCACUCCGCCUGGGGGCAGGAGGGGCUCCCCGUCCGACCCAGCCAGCAGCAAUAAGGGCUACACGCACCUGGAGGAGGCAGGCACCUCCUUGGAGUCUAUUGCCAACACCCCAGCCAGUAAAACCCAGGGCUGUGAGGAGGACCCAAAAGGAGAGCUCGGCCCCCUAGAGGGAGCUAGUGAAGAACAAACAGUGCGGCAACCUCAGCAAUUUCAGAGACAAUAUACAAAUAAAGAGAAGCUCUUCAUGAUUUCCAGGUCGCACGCCACUGCAGGGCUGGAGGAUGGGGAACUAGAAAGCACAGGCGUUUGAACAAACAGAGAAAGCAUCAGGACAACUUGCAAGCCCUCUGCCUCCUUGGGGACGGAACCCAGUCAAAAUCCAAAGAGCUGCAGUAUGUUAUCCUGGAAUUGCAUUUAAUAAAUUCCCCUAGAUGACACCAGGAAACAAACAAACAAAAUCUUUCUGUCCAAUUGUGAUUGUAUGUUCCAUGCAAACCAAAUUGUAUUACACAUCAGUAGUCCAGCAAGUUCUUCGAAGCAAAAUAAUACAAUUUUGGACAAUAUAACUGCGCACUUUAUAGUUUUAAUUUCUACCCCACCCCCUUCCUUGGGUAUUCUGAUGCUGGUUUGUCACUAACUGUUUCUAAACCACCAGCUCCUGUUCUAGCUCCAGAGCAAAGUGGUUUUCCUUCAGCAAAACUAAGCUCUCUCCUUUUGUUUUGGUUAAAUCACUUAAGUUGGCAGGGCCUUAUGGAUGAAGUAUCUUCACAAAAAACACUCCUACAGGCAUUUCUUUAAAUUCUGGAAAGGUGACAAGGGAGGAGAGAAUGGAGCUGGACAGAGCUCUGAUAAUUUAAUUGGAAUUAUUACAGUCUUAAAUUAGAAACCUAAGAAGAGAUGAUACUUUUAUUAAGUAUUAUCACACAUGUACCAAUAGCAUUAAUAAAAGUUUUUUAAAUAAAAAUGUUUAAUCAUAUUAAAACAGUUCUCCCCCUACAGCACUUACAGAUCAAUGACAACGUUUGUAUCAAACUACUCACUAUUAGAGACAAGGAAGAAAGGAGGAAGGUUUGUUUAUGUUGCUUUUGACAUGGUAGUAGUAAUUUAGUAAUAUUUUCUAAACAAAGAUAUUUGGGUUCAAUCGCUAAGCACACUGCACUUUAGUACAAGCAGCAGAUUCUGCCUCUACUUCUAACUCUUGUUUAACUGGAAUUUUAGAUGGUAAGGAAUCAGAUUUCAAGAUUCUAAAGAGAAAAAUUGAUGAAGGUUUUACCUUCCAUUAAAAUUAGAUUUUUCAUGACUAAUACAUUAAUCUCAGAAACAAUGACCCAUAUGUCAUAGAUCUGUGACUUCCCCAAGAACAGUCACUCUAAGAUUAAGGUUUUUUUUAUAAUUAAGGCUCCAAUCUUGCAAACACUUAUGCACAGGCUUACCUGUAAGGAUGCGAAUUGUCCUAUACUCUGAGGGUGAAAUUCUGACCCCAUUGAAUUACAUAGGAGUUUUGUCAUUGACUUCAAUGGAGGCAGGAUUUCACCUUGAGAAUAAAAUAGCAUGUUUCCUGAUGGUUAGACUAUAUAUAUAAUAUAUGAAUCAAACAGCUAUUUGGUAACUGGAAAUUAUUUAACUUUAAUUAUAAGACGACUGGCAUUUGCUUAAUUUACUAGAAAAAUCUCUUUCGACUCCUAAUUUCAGAUACCAACAUUUUCUAUUUCAAAUAUAUAUUUAAUAUACAUAUGAUGUUUCAUUAUGUUAACUACGAGUUAUUGAAGUUAAACAAUAUGAUAUGUAAGUAGUGCAUUGGUUUUCUCUCUCAAUUAAGGUUUCCAUAGUAGAUUAGUAUUUAGUACAUAUCUAAUAAUAUAGGUACAAUACAAUAAAUAUACUGAUCGGUACAUUUAAUUGUGAAGAGUGAACAGCAACAAUAAUUAUUAAAUAUAAGAAUGAAUAAUUUUAAAAAUAUCAGAUAAGAGACUGCCAUCUGGAGGCUCUACAAUUUUCCAAUGAGGAAAGGAAGUUCCCUUUGGCAACAGAAAGGCACAAGCAUCACAACCUCACAUACUGUCAAUGGCAACGAAGCAAAGUAACCAUAUAAACUUUGUUGAAGCAUUGUUCUUGUUAAACUGCUAUCUAAUGUUGUUUAGCCAGCCAGUGUGGAAGUGACCAAAAUAUGUUUUAAAACUAUGUGUGUAGGCUGGAACACUAAUUUGAUUUACAAAAAGAUAAACAAACAUGGCUAGGCCCUGCAUAAAGUGGGCAGUUUAAUGGUGUCAGAAGGCAAUUUAAUCCAAAUUGAUUUCAACAUGAUUACUUCUGGCUGAACGUUAGUCCUAACAGCUAGAAGGAAACUGCUGUUCUGUGCUUUUCCCAUGAUUUCCAGCAGACAUCUAUUGAAAUAUCAGAAAAGGGUCAUCAGGCACUGAGACAAGGAUUCUAGUUAUACACAGUUAUGGAGAUUUGCCUUGAUCCUGUCUGGGAAGGUGCCUAUUCAAAUCCACAUGGGUGCAGAGCAGGAGUCUACCCACCAAACCUCAUUGCAGGGUUGGGACGAUAGUGGAAAAAUGACAGAUUUUUUUUUUAAAUAAACCUGAAAAAAUCAUAUCAUAUAUACUGUUUCUAUUCUCAUUCAGUAAAAGUUUAUCCAGCCAUCUAAGCAAUAACAAUCACUUUUAUUUAAAGAUAACACAAGAUGCAACUCAAAUCUUUUAUUUGAUUAGAAGAAAAGUACUUUUAAAUUGCUGGGCUAGAGUUCGGGGGCUUUUUUUCUUUUUGUAGGACAGUGAGAGAGUAUUUUAUUUCAUUGAGAUUAUUACAAAAUUUGUUAUCUGUAUUUCAGAAUCCACUAAAUGAGUCAAAAUACAGUCAGGAAGCCUUUUUAAAUAGCACAACUCAAUUUCAAUUAUCACCCUUUUCAAUAAGUACUGUUUUAGACUUCUCCUAGGUUGCUGAACAUAUUGAACAACAGAAUGUUUGUAUACAGAACUGAGCUUGACCAAUGAAAUUCCACUUCAGUGGCUAGUAGAGUUGAGUGAAUAAUUUGUAGCAAUUAAUCUAAUAAACAGAUGAAGCCUUUUUUCCAAUUUGCAAAUUGUCCAUGAAUCCCUAUGAUUUUUGCAAAUUUAUUUGCUAAUUACAGUUUUUCACAGAAUAAUUUGUGUAAAGACUUUGCGUUCUGUAGAGUUUGUUCAAAACUCAAGCUGAGUGAGUUACCUUUGUAUGGAAAAGUGUUUCUAUUUUCUGGCUGGAUAAGCUUAACUCCUAUCAGCAGCAGGUUUCUUGUGUGAACGUUCAUACUGUUAAUAUUAAAGUAUCCCUAAUGCUGUCAAAUUGAGAUUGGUUGAUAGAGAAGGGUAACCUACUCCAUUUUAAUAGCAUUAGACCUGGUGACAUAACUGAGUACCGCCUCUUUUGGACAUUCAUGUCUCCCUGUUCCUGCCCCAUGUGGCACAUGGCUUUUCCCCUUGCUCCUGGACCUGCCCCUACCUCUACCACUUCUAUCAAUCAACCUUCACUUGCCCA